Messenger RNA from Ascochyta rabiei, 450 nucleotides. RefSeq lists its product as uncharacterized. The transcript has a single exon. The coding region runs from base 1 to 450 and encodes 149 amino acids. Gene Ontology annotation, cellular component: nucleus. Gene Ontology annotation, molecular function: single-stranded DNA binding; metalloendopeptidase activity; polyubiquitin modification-dependent protein binding. The record is from RefSeq and is a predicted model, not a curated record. NCBI's taxonomy places the organism in Eukaryota, Fungi, Ascomycota, Dothideomycetes, Pleosporales, Didymellaceae. Gene Ontology annotation, biological process: DNA damage response.
AUGAACCGACCACCUGGGAAAGGCGAUACCUGGUGGUCGCGACAUGAUGCCGAAUGCGGAGGGACUUACACAAAGAUCAGUGAGCCCAAGCUUACGAAGAAGCAGUUGCAAAAUCUAAGCAGCAAGGAGAGAGCAGGAAGACAGAAGAACAAGCUCGACGAUUGGGUCAUGACAUCGAAGGGAAAGGAUGCUAGCACCGAGGGUGAAACCUCUGAUAAGCUUGUCGCUCUCGACAAAGGGGAUGAAACUCCUUCUAAGGUGGUGGUUGGGGAUGUUGUGAAGUCGUCAAUAUCCAGCGCAGGCCAGAAACGGUCACGAGCGGACGCCAAUGGCGAGGAGGGCGACGACGAUGUGCUUGUUGUCGAGAAAAAGACGCUCGUGGAGUGUCCUAUCUGCGCCAUGCAAGUAGCGAAUACGCAGAUAAACAAGCAUUUCGACGUGCUGCAUUGA